AGUUCCCGCCCUGCAUAAGCUCUAGGGCCCUCUGCAAGCCGACCAACAAGGGCAUUUCCUGUCGCGCAAUGAAGCACAAACAGUGAUUUGCGUCUGCUUUAUACCGACUUUCCUCUGUCUCUGACCCGCGGCCGGGCCGAAGCCAUGUUCAACAUCUCGAACCUGGUGCAGAAGGCCCAACAGUACAUUGAACCCACGCUCAACACCAUCGCUGCUCCCGCAUCGACAGACCGAAGGCCCUCCAAAGCCACCCUUUUUCGCUACCAGUUCCGACUUCCCGACUCGCAGAAUCCCCUCCAGGAGAUCACCGCCGAGCUUACACUCCAACCCCACCACUCCACGAGGGGUAACGGCGACGUCACAUCCGACAAGGACCGCGGCCAGGGCAAUCAUUAUGUGGGCAAACUACAUCUUAGUGAGCAGUAUCUCUGCUUCUCUACGCAGGGCUCAAGCUUCAUCAACACGGCAAGCUUGAGCUCCUCGAGCAGCUUCACAGGCCAAACUCAUGGUGCGGGACCGGCGGGCAAUGGUUUCACCCUACCACUAUGCGGCAUACGGCGCGUAGAGCGCCUGCAUAGCCAGAGCUACAUGUUUGCCCUCGCAAUUACCACAUGGAACGGCACACCAGACUCCAAGUCACAAGCGCCUGCUGGGCAGAAGCUUACGAUUCAGCUUGCCGGCUCGCGGCAGGCAUGCGAGCGGUUUUGCGAUGGCCUCAAGAAGGGCUUGAGGGAAGGUGUCAAGGAGGUGGAGAAUCUACGCAAGGUGGUAGCUCAGUGCUACUCCGAGUAUUUGCUCACCGACGACGAGGGAAAGAAACCGGGCGCGGAUGGCAAGCCGGGAAGGGAACAUCCAGAUACAGGCUUGGGCAUGAUAUUCAGAUACCCUGGAAAUGCAAGGAAGCUUAGAGAUGCGACAAAGAUACGUCUCUGGCGUGAAUACUUGAAAGACAACGGCCGAAGUGCAACCCUGAUCCGACAGCCCACCUUCCACAAACUCAUCCGCGUCGGUCUACCCAAUCGUUUAAGAGGUGAAAUGUGGGAACUCACUUCGGGGGCCUUUUUUCUCCGCCUGCAGAAUCCGAACCUCUAUACCGAAACAUUGCAAAAAUACUCUGGGCGAGAGUCGCUGGCUAUAGAUGAGAUUGAGAAGGACCUGAAUAGGAGUUUGCCCGAGUACCCAGGCUUCCAGAGUGAAGAGGGUAUUGGCAGGCUCCGGAGGGUAUUGACGGCAUACAGCUGGACAAACGAAGAAGUCGGCUACUGCCAGGCGAUGAACAUUGUAGUCGCAGCGUUGUUGAUAUACAUGUCCGAAUCACAGGCCUUCUUCCUUCUUUCUGUGCUGUGUGAUCGCCUUCUUCCCGGGUACUAUUCGCAAACCAUGUACGGCACCCUCCUCGACCAAAAGGUUUUCGAAUCUCUUGUGGAGAAGACUAUGCCCAUACUCUGGGACCAUCUCGUCAAGUCCGACGUACAGCUAUCCGUUGUUUCUUUGCCGUGGUUUCUUUCGCUCUAUAUCAACUCUAUGCCUCUGAUCUUUGCUUUUCGUGUUCUAGACGUCUUCUUCCUCGAAGGCCCAAAGGUUCUCUUUCAAAUCGGUCUUGCUAUCCUUCGCAUAAAUGGUGAGGAAUUACUCGACGCCACAGACGACGGCUCUUUUAUCUCCGUCUUGAAGUCUUACUUCUCUCGACUUGACGAAUCCGCACAUCCAAAGUCGGAAAACCCCAAGCUACGUGCUGUCACCCGAUUCCAGGAACUCAUGGUUGUGGCCUUUAAGGAAUUUGCUGGCAUUACGCAAAACACCAUUUCAGAGCAGCGCGCCAAACAUAAAGACGCUGUACUAGAGAAUAUAGAGAGUUUUGCCAAACGCACAUCGAUAAGGAACCUCGGUCCAGACAGCAAAAAGUUGAGUUUAAACGAUCUGGGAUUCCUGUACGAUAAAUUCUACGCCGUACUCUACGAGCGACAACAACGAGCCGAGAUUAUGCAGCAGGAAGCUGAGCGCAAAGCCAAGGCCAGCAGGAUGAAGGCGACUGAAGUCGUAACGGGUAUUUCCGGUAGUGCGGAGAAGGGGCGAGUAGCGCUCGGGCCCAGUCCUACCCAGAUGGAUUACGAUGCUUUUAGAGAAUUUCUUGCUGGUAUCGCAAAAUGGGCCAUUACCGACUCACCAACCUCUCCGCCUGAAUCCAGCGGUAACCAAAAUGCACAUUCAUAUUUUGGAAAUAGUAUGAGAAAACGACCGCCCAUGUCCCCAUGGGGCUCAGGGCCAGAGCCUGCAGACCACGAAUUCAUGCGCCGCCUGUUCCGACGUUGGGAUGUCGACAUGACAGACUCGCUGUCACUGCAGAACGUUGUCACUGGCUUUGCCAAUGUCAAGGGAACUAAAGAUAUCAUGUCCAACAUCAGCUACUUUUUUGAGCUUUACGACGAUGACGGCGAUGGCAAAGUAGACCGCGAAGGUAUUCUGAGGAUCUCAGAGGCCCUUUUAUUCUUAUCGCGGCGCGGCAUACACGACCCAAGCCCUGCUGCUUCAUCGCUCGACGUAAGUUCUGGGUCCAGCUCGGAGCGCGCGGGCCGUGACGAGCAGUUUUUGAGCAGCGUGUCUGCAUUCAUUCGCAAUUGCUUCGAAUAUGCCGACCCUGAUCACCCCUCGAACCAGGCAGGCCGAGACAUGGAUCAGAUCAAGGACGACGUUGACAACUUUGCGAUCGGCGACAGUGACGAAGAUGACCUAAUAGACUUUGGCUCUGAGCCUGGCACUCCGAAAGCAAAAUCGGCCAAACUUGAGAAGUCAGAAAACAACCCAUUAUCACCCACACCCUCAAAUCGUACAAUGGAUUCUGAUCUGGAAGGACGAAGCGAGAAAGCAAAGUCGGCAAAUCUGGCGCUGGACCCCAACAAGCCUCUCCAUAUUACGCUUCCUACCUUCCGUAUGGUCAUUCUCGCAGAUGAAGCGCUGCUAAACUUCUUUGAGGUUGGCUUCUCUUCAUCGUUCCGCCUCGCUGAUGAGACGCUUCCUUCGGCGUCUAGCUUCCACAACCUCACAACCUUUGCCAAUGCUGGAAAGCAGGGAGGCGCUGCAGGCUUAGGUGGUGUUGUUGGUGGAGCUGGCGUCGGUGUUGUACCACCUGGCAAGGGGCUCCGAGGCAUGCUUGACAACAUUGUUAAUGAUGGCAUGAGAGUUGCCACAGAGGUCAGAAGAAGGUAUGACGAGGCUCAAAAGGAACUUGACAAGGAAGCACGACAUGGCAAGGAUGAUGAAGAAGAGGAGGAAGACGUAGAUGUCAAAGAUCUUGAUCUUCUGGAAGGCGCUGAGACAGCUGGCGUAGGUGCAUCAAAAGGCGAGGUUCCCCCUGACUUGCUAUCACCGACUGGUGCAGGAGAAGAACCUCCACUGCUCGAACAAACCGUUCCCCAGCACUUUGCAGGUGUUGUGAGACAGUAUGGUGACCGUGAUGCAGUUAUCUCGCACCAUCAGCGCAUACGGCUGACGUACGAUGCGCUGGAUCGCGACUCGAACAGACUAGCAAGAGGAUUACAGAAUCUGGGAGUCAAGAAGGGAGACAGGGUUGCAGCGAGCUUGGGAAACAAUAUUGAGUUUGCUACUAUCACGUAUGCACUUUUCAAACUGGGAGCAAUACUGGUACCCCUAAAUCCUUCUUUUAACGCACCACAAGUCCUAAACGCCAUCAAUCACUUAGACGCUUCCCAUCUUAUAAUUGGAGCCGAGACAAACCUUCCACGAAAAGACCCGCGUCCCAACAUCUCGUUGCUUACACACUUGAUACCUAAUCUUGCCGGUUCGAAACUCGAGUCGGAACUCGUUCCUUCGCUAAAGAAGGUCGUGGUGGUGGACAAUGCCCAAGGGAGGAUAAAUUUGGACGAGUACAAGUGCCUGGGAAGAUUUCAGGAUGUAAUUGAGGAUGGUGGCCAGGGUUCAGCAUUACAGGAUCAAGGACUCGACCCUCAUGAUAUUGUCAACAUCCAGUUCACUUCGGGUACAACCAGUAUGCCAAAAGCUGCGUGCUUGACCCAUAUGAAUAUUUUGAAUAAUGGCAACAGUAUCGGCGAUAGGAUGCUGCUGACAGAGAGCGACAUUGUCUGUUGCCCGCCUCCGUUAUUCCACUGCUUCGGAUGUAUUCUUGGAUACAUGGCUACAGCAACCCACGGGAGCGCUAUAGUCUUCCCUACCGAGGCUUUCAAUGCUCUUGCUACCCUUGAGGCUGUCCGAGAACAUAAGUGCACUGCCCUAUACGGUGUUCCCACAAUGUUUGUGGCGGAGCUGGAACUCCUAGCCAAUGGCGCAGUACCAUACGAAGGCUUCCAGUACCUACGCACUGGAAUCGCAGCCGGAUCUUCCAUUCCUGCUGAGCUGAUGCGCAAGCUUCAUAAAAUACUGAACCUGACGGAGCUGACCAUUUGCUAUGGAAUGACGGAAACAAGCCCGGUCUCAGCCAUGACCACCACGGAUGAUCCUAUUGAGAAGCGCAUCAACACUGUGGGCCGGCUUCUUCCACAUGUUCGCGCAAAAGUUGUCAACGCUUCAGAUUGGUCGAAAACACUCGAUGUAGGCCAGCGUGGUGAACUAGCCGUCUCGGGCUAUCUCCUUAUGAAAGGCUAUUGGGGCGACACGGCGCGCACGGAAGAAGUUCUUCAACCAGACGAGGAUGGUGUCAUGUGGAUGCACACUGGUGAUGAGGCCUCCAUGGACGAGGAAGGGUACAUCAAAAUCACCGGAAGAAUUAAGGACCUCAUUAUCAAGGGCGGAGAGAACAUUCAUCCGCUUGAGGUUGAGAAUUGUCUUUUUGCUCAUCCAGCCGUCAGCGAAGUCAGUGUCAUCGGGCUACCGGAUGAGAGAUAUGGCGAGGUUGUUGCAGCUUUUAUCGUAAGACAUGCUGGAGAAGAUGGAAAAGUAACAGCCGAUGAAGUGAGGACUUGGGUCAGGGAAAAGCUGAGCCAUCAUCUGGUUCCGAAAUACGUCUUUUGGGUGGACAAUUAUCCAAAAACAGCGAGCGGUAAGAUUCAAAAAUUCAAGCUUAAGGAACAAGGGAUUGCGCUGCUACAAGAGGGUCAAGGGCUGAAGUAAGAGCAUUUGAGUUUGCUUUAGAUGUCCCGUAUUGUUCUGAGUCAUUUAAUUGCCGUUUUCAUCAAGGAUCACCACAAUGGUACUAUGCAGACUCUUUCACAUGCCGGGAAUAGUAGUCGAUAAUGUGGGGCUUCGAAUUCAAUGAGUAAAACUCAUGAUGCACUAAAAUGCGACAGUCAUCAUCGG
Bipolaris sorokiniana ND90Pr is the source of this 5271-nucleotide messenger RNA. RefSeq lists its product as uncharacterized. The record is from RefSeq and is a predicted model, not a curated record. Lineage: Eukaryota; Fungi; Ascomycota; Dothideomycetes; Pleosporales; Pleosporaceae. Gene Ontology annotation, biological process: fatty acid metabolic process. The transcript has 10 exons. Gene Ontology annotation, molecular function: medium-chain fatty acid-CoA ligase activity. Bases 145 to 5085 code for a protein of 1646 amino acids.